GGAGAGAGAGAGAGGGAGGGCUGUGUGGCGUGAGGCAGUGCGUGUGCUCAGUGUUUAGGUGAAUCCACAGCCCUCUGGCUCACAAGAAUAAAGGAUCCUCACAGAGGAAGAGAAAGAAAAGCAACCCAGGGACUCUUUUUUCCUCUUUUAUUUUACAUCCUCUGUCUCUCAUUCCCUCACUAGCCACCAGUUCCCGGCGUCUGCGUUUUGUCUCUGCUUCUCUGCUCUUUGUCCUCCUCUUUUGUUCCCUGCAUCCAUCUCUGCUUCACCUCGCUCCGGAGAGAAGGAAGGAAGAGCAGAGUCAGAGGCAGCAUCCUCCCCUCCUGCACGCCCAGCCGGUGGUGGGUGCUGAUGCUGUAGCCACUGUGUGGAGCUGACAAGCCUUGGUUGAUGCAGUGAAGUGUUCCAGAGGGAUAAAAAUAAGCGAAGGUCGCCAGCCAUGGGGAACCUCAUUAAGGUCCUUGGCAAGGAUUUAGAGAACUGUCCACAUUUUUUCCUGGACUUUGAAAAUGCCCAGCCCACGGAGGCGGAGACAGCCGUGUGGAACCAGGUCAGCGCUGUGCUGGAAGAGGCUCAUGGGAUCCUGGCCGAGCUGCAGUCCUAUAAUGGCGCAGGCCAGGAGAUACGAGAAGCCAUCCAGAACCCAGGUGACCUUGCUCUGCAGGAGAAGGCCUGGAACGCAGUCUGCCCCCUGGUGGCCAAGCUGAAGAGAUUCUACGAGUUCUCCCUCCGACUGGAGAACGCCCUGCGGAGCCUGCUGGAGGCGCUGACGAGCCCGCCCUACGCUCCAAUGCAGCACCUGGAGAGAGAGCAGGCCCUGGCCAAACAGUUUGCUGAGAUCCUUCACUUUACGCUCAGCUUCGAUGAACUAAAGAUGACAAACCCUGCCAUUCAGAAUGACUUCAGCUACUACAGGAGGACCAUCAGCAGGAACAGGCUGAACAACCAGCAGCUGGAAGCCGAGAACGAGGUUAACAACGAGAUGGCCAAUCGGAUGUCCCUGUUCUACGCUGAAGCGACACCAAUGCUGAAGACUCUGAGCAACGCCACCACCAAGUUUGUUUCAGAGAAUAAGACCUUGCCCAUAGAGGACACCACAGACUGUCUGAGCACCAUGGCCUGUGUCUGUCGUGUCAUGCUGGAGACACCGGAGUAUCGCUGUCGGUUCACCAACACAGACACCAUGCUGUUCUGUAUGAGGGUGAUGGUGGGUGUCAUCAUCCUCUAUGAUCACGUUCACCCUGUCGGAGCUUUUGCCAAGACCUCCAAAAUUGAUAUGAAGGGCUGCAUCAAGGUGCUGAAAGAGCAACCGUCCAACAGUGUGGAGGGACUUCUGAACGCACUGAGGUAUACAACACGGCAUCUAAAUGAUGACAGCACCUCCAAACAAAUCAGGGCCCUCCUGCAAUGAGCAGAGGAGGAGAGAGGGAGGAAGAGAGGGAAGGAGUGCACUUGAAGGAGGAGGAGGAGGAGGAAGAAGAAGAAGAAGAAGAGGAGGAGGAAGAAGAAACAAACACAAGUGGCUGAUGAACCUGUUUGUUUACAAUGAACAAAGCAACCUGAUGAUAAUAAGAAGAGGAAAGUAAUUAUAUAUAUUGUCAGCUGUCCAUCAUUCUGUCUCUCAUUUUGUAAAGUAAGAAAAGAGAAAAAAGCCAGAAAAGAAAAUAUAGAUAUAUAUUAAAACAAGUGAAACACAAGCAGCAGAUGAAAAAUAGGUAGUUUAAAGAAGAAGCUAUAUUGGAAAAAAUUUAAGGUCAGAACUUGAAGUUAAGUGAUAAUGUACAAAAAAAAAGGGUUCAUGUUCCAACGGUAGUCUGACAAGUAUUUUUGCACACACUUUGAAAACAAUGCCAUCUCCUUUUCCCAAUGAAAUCUGGUCCCAAACUGGUUCCCGCAGACUUUCGCCCCCCCCCAUAGCUCAGAUUUGCUGGCACGGCUCGGCCUCCUUCAGCUGCACCGAUCUCCACCCAGUGAGGUAAUAUGAUGGAGACAUGACUCCGGAGAUUUGCUUCUACCUGUUUUCAUUUUUUUUUUCUACAUCGAUGCAACUGAAGGACAGGAGGCACACGUGUUUUUAGGAAGCUUCCAUUUUGACCACAUUUUCUUCCCUGUUACCCAUCACCCCCUUUGCCCACCCGAUCGAUCCGUCCAUGGGAUGCGUGUUUCUUUCUCCAUGUUCCGGCACAAAACAUCUCAUGAGCCGUCUGGCUUUACUUGAACAGUGUUCACCCUCUCUCUUUCUCUCCAUGGUGCUAAUGUGGUUUAGAUAUCACAGUCUGAGCUUCUUAGAUCUCAUUUGGCAGGAAAACAAAGGGUUUCUUCAUCCUCCUGUUUGCAUUAAUAUGUAAAAACUCAUGGUCUAAUAUCAGCAGAUCUGCUCUCAGCUUUUCUGUGGUUUCAUAUUAGUGCACAAAAGUGGACAAAUCUGAGUAAGAUCCAUUUAAGUCAUUCUAGGAAAUUGCAGCACACGUACUUCUUCACCCAGUGCCAAAGCUGACUGGUUCACGCUCGAAUUACAUCAUCACGCCAAGGCUGGAGGAGGUGGGGUUGAGAGGGGGUAAAAAAAAA
Molecule: messenger RNA, 2568 nt
Organism: Paralichthys olivaceus (Japanese flounder)
Lineage: Eukaryota; Metazoa; Chordata; Actinopteri; Pleuronectiformes; Paralichthyidae
Gene: fam49al
Product: family with sequence similarity 49 member A, like
Biological process (GO): regulation of actin filament polymerization
Molecular function (GO): small GTPase binding
Source: RefSeq, a predicted model, not a curated record